UUGGAUACCCUACAUCAUGACGUACGUCCUGUAACGUCCUGACCAUUUCGUGUCCUUUUCUGAUUCGACGGCGCCAAAGUAUCGCAUUUGCUUCACCUGUAUUUUACCAAGCUACAUAUAUUCGUACUGUAACAUUUGAGAAAAACGUUUCUCUUCCCUUAGUUACAUUUACGUAACAUUGGCUGGCAACCUUAUUAAAGUGUAUGCUAAUCAAAAAAGUAAUUCGUAUAUAACGCGCAUCUCAUAAAAGUCCAAAGUAAUCUGUUCUCAGUUAGGGAGGGAAAACAUUUAGAAAGUUAUUCGUAGAUUCUUAUCGAUUGUAAUAUGCUUCCAUCAAUUGUAAUACUUCUUAUUAUUGGAAUUGCGGCUGCCGAAGACUGCAAAGGAUGUGUUUCUCUGGAUUCUUAUUCUUUUGAUAAGGUAAUACCGAAAUUUAAAGCUGCAGUUGUUAAGUUUGAUGUGGCAUUUCCGUAUGGAGAAAAACACGAACAAUAUGCACAAAUAGCUGCAGCCACAAAAGAUUCUCAUGAUCUAUUGGUAGCUGAAGUGAGAGUGAAGGAUUACGGCAAUAAAGAUAAUUCUGAUCUCGCCGCUCGUUAUAAAAUAAAGCCCGAAACUUUUCCCUCCGUUAUUUUAUUCCUUCAAGGAAAAACAGAACCUAUUCCAUUUGUUGCGGACAAAAAAACUGAUUUUUCCGCGGAUAAUAUUAAGCGAUUUAUUAAAAUGAAGUCUGGAGUAUAUCUUGGCCUACCUGGUUGUGUAGAACAAUUAGACAGACUUGCAGAGGAAUUCAGGACUAGCGGAGAAACGGAAAGAAAGGAAAUAUUAAACAAAGCUAAAAUCUUUGAGGAAACUCUGCCCGAAACACAACGCGUAGCCGCAAAAGUUUAUGUUAAAACUAUGGAAAGAAUAUUAGAAAGAGGAGAAAUCUUUGUUCAAACAGAACAAACGAGAAUAGAGGGUAUAUUGAAAGGGAAACUAUCAAAUGAAAAGAAACGCACAAUGGAAGAAAAACGUAAUAUCCUCCAUUCUUUCUUAUACAGAGAUGAAUUAUAA
Eufriesea mexicana is the source of this 1056-nucleotide messenger RNA. RefSeq names its product endoplasmic reticulum protein 29-like protein wbl (gene wbl). Gene Ontology annotation, cellular component: endoplasmic reticulum; endoplasmic reticulum lumen. Bases 325 to 1056 code for a protein of 243 amino acids. The transcript is spliced from 4 exons. Lineage: Eukaryota; Metazoa; Arthropoda; Insecta; Hymenoptera; Apidae. Gene Ontology annotation, biological process: protein secretion. The record is from RefSeq and is a predicted model, not a curated record.